Messenger RNA from Pleurotus ostreatus (oyster mushroom), 1815 nucleotides. RefSeq lists its product as uncharacterized. NCBI's taxonomy places the organism in Eukaryota, Fungi, Basidiomycota, Agaricomycetes, Agaricales, Pleurotaceae. The transcript has 6 exons. The record is from RefSeq and is a predicted model, not a curated record. The coding region runs from base 1 to 1815 and encodes 604 amino acids.
AUGUCACACCAUGCCCCCUCACAGAAUGAAACGAUCAACAUUCAUAUCGAGUCAUUUGACGAAGGGGCGUCGCUGCACGUCGAAGGCGAUUCCCAGCCAUUUUCCGGCCCCGUCGAUUUCCUUGCGCCGCAAGGUUCAGAUGAUGAGGGCCUAUGGACCCCAGGGAACAGCGCGCCGACGAGCCCUGCUGCUCUUCCUCAAUCCUUCUUCAAUACAAAAGAAUACAGGAACCUAAUGAGCAACGCCCACUCGGGAAAUGUUCAUAUUCGCUCUGACUCUAGCAGUUCGCUGAACGCCAAUCUUCUUUCUGGUCGUCUGGGGCCGCAGCCAAUUGAUACAACAUUCGCCAGCUACCGUUCCACAGCUACCGAUCCCAUAUUUAGUCCGGAAGAUAAUUUCGCUGGUCAUGAGUUUCCAGAGGCCGACGAUUCGGACACUCUACUUUUUGGCGCAAACGGCUUCAUCAGCGGUACCGGCGAUAGCACACAGGAAACAAGCCCCGUCGACACACAACUGGACCUUUCGUCCUUCGCUCUUCAUACUGCGCCUGUUCACACCGAUAGCAUGGCUGACUUUCUUCAAGUCCCCUUCAGGCCUGGCAGGCCCCGGAGCAACACACACGAAGGGACAGUACCAACUGUCGCCCCAAGAGAUGUCUUCCCCGCUACUUCAGUUUCGUCAGUGCUCUCGGAAGCCGAAAUCUCUGCGCUGCAACUCAGCUACAGCCAAACUGCCGACGCCUACGAUUCGGCUAUUUCUGAUGACACUCCUCAAUCAGCUAUGGAACCUGUGAUGAGAUCGUCGUCGUCUACACUCUUUGGUGCUCUGGGUCCCGAUCAACACUGGAUUGAUCCUAUAACCAAAGUCGAUCCCCGUCGUCGCAAAAGCGACACAGGUGUUUCGGUGAAGCCGUCAAUGGUUCAAUUGCUAGCUAGCCACCGCAAAUCCUCUAGAUCUCAGUCCAAUAUUAGUCCAAUAUACCUCGCUCAACAAUCCCUCACUAGCCCCCAGCAGCUCGCAUCAUAUCAAUCUGGUCUAUCUGUUCCAGUCAUACCAGCCGAGCCCAGUCCACGGCAGCGCAGUGGCUCUGUGACAUCUUCCCCUCGAGGUCGAGGUAUCAUCAGAAGCACGCCCGGUUCUCGCAGGCACAGCCCAUAUCCUCAACCUUCGAAGUUACCCUCCCCUUCCUCGGAAUAUAACAAUCCCUACGUGGACCUUAAUUCCGCGUCGUAUACUUUACUGGAUACGAACGGAUAUCCCGUCAAAUCCGAAGAGUCCUCUCAAGAUCAGGUUCUUGCUAUCAAUGCAUUCCCUGGCCUUUCCCGCAACCGUACCGUGCCUGCAGGCUCUCCCAACCAUGUCCCCCUUGCGGAAAACCCUCUUCUAAAGCGCAGUAUCUCUGUCAGCAGCUCGAGGAGCAAGUACGACAUUCCAGCACAGUACAGCAACAGCACUCAUCUUCCCUUGGUCGAGGAGCGCUUAGCCUCUGUGGCUGUAAAAUCGGAACCCGGAAUGACACCCAUGGCGCCGUUCUCCACAAGUCCAGCCAGGCCAACCGUCACCUCCGAUGCUACUCGAGCCGCAGCUGAUAAGCGUCGAGUGAAAGAAUACAAGUUCUUCUGUCCCCAAUGUCCCCAAGGCUUCACAGCUCGGCACAAUUACGAACGUCAUGUUCAUGCCCACGAAGGCCGUCGUCCUUACCUAUGCUCGUGUGGAACUCCCUUCACUAGCAAGUCUGAUCGCAAACGUCAUAUCGACCGAUCCAAGAACAAGCCUGAUUGUCAAGGUCCGCCUAUCGACCUUGAUCAACAAUGA